Stylonychia lemnae is the source of this 1575-nucleotide messenger RNA. NCBI's taxonomy places the organism in Eukaryota, Ciliophora, Spirotrichea, Sporadotrichida, Oxytrichidae. The record is from the annotation of a GenBank genome assembly.
AUGAGUUCUAAAAAAUUUGAUAAAGAUGGAACAAGAAUAGGGGUUACCAUUGAAGUAGUAAAUAUUGGAGGUCGUAAUGCAAACAACUAUGACAGUGAAGGCAUCCAAGAAGAACAAGGAAAUACAAAAUCUUAAAAUAUUAGAAGAAGCUAAAUUAUAUUAGAAAAUUUGUAAACUCCUCUUACUCUAAAAAUCGAGGAAACAAAUCCAGUCGAUUAUUAGCAGUAGCAGCAUCAUUUACUUAAAAUGCCUGAAAUGGGAGGAAACUAGGACAGGUAUUUGAAAAUGCAUUCAUUGAGCAAGCUAUCAUCAGCUUCAUUAUUGGAUAGCUCUUAUGGAGAUUCUUUCAAUGCAGAUAUUAUGGGUAGCGCUGCGAAUCUAUUUGAUUAAGCGCAAGAAUUAAAAGCAGUCCCUCUGCUGAUAGACAAUGAUCCCAUUACCUAAAAAAAGCAAAGAAUUAGCAGAUUAUAAAGGUAGAACAAACUUUUUGGCUGUCUACCCAAGAUGUUUCAACUCGAACUUAAGAGAAAUGUGACAUAAAUGACUCUCGUAACAUGCUUUGUUUAUGACUUUGUGAUCUUUCUGAUUUUAGCGAUCAAUUUGAAUUUUGGAUAGCAGGGGCUACUGCAGCAGACCGAGCUUUCAUUAGCAUUUAGCUGUCUUAUGUUUGGAUUUAUGUUUGAUCUACUUGGCAGAAAGUAAAUAUUCACUAUGAGAGUCUGCGUCACUAGUAUAGCAACAAUGCUUGUACCAUACAUAAAAUUCUUCCCUAUUACAUCACUUGCUCUUGUUAUGAGCUCAGUUAGUCUGACAGUUCCUUAUCAUGUAAGCAAAUCUUUGUUUAAACAAUAUAGAUUUAUAUUUAUUCAAGUAGAAGUUCAUAAAGAUGUAAAUAUCAAUAUGUUCUUCCUUAUUGGAGGUAUAUUAGGAUUAGUUACAGCUUUUACCUUUUGCUGGCAUUUUUUUGACAUCUACAAAAACAGAUUCUUUGUUGGCACUUCUGAGGAUAUCACAACUUCUGAGAAAUAGAGAGCUAUUCUCUAUAUAGUAACAGGGAUAGCAUUAGUUCCUGCAUUAUUUUACACUGGAAUUAAAGCUGAUAAAAAGCCUGCAUGGAGAAUGCUACUCAGGGAAUAUUUGUUUUUAGUGCUAUUCUUGCUUAUUUUUGGAAUUAGAUAAGGCUACUCAAAGCACCAAGAUUUUUUCAAGUUACUUGGCUUUGCUGGUUGCAUGUUUAUCAUCUUCAAUAUCUAUAUGACAUAAAUGAUAAUUCUAAGCAAAACUGUAAGAAGAGAAUGUAGAGGUGCAAUGUAUGGAAUAACAAGUGCAUGUGGUGCGAUUGGGGGUUUUUCUGGUUUAUCAUUAGGGAGAAUAUCUAGAGAGAUGAUUGGUAUUGAGUCUUUAUAUGCUCUAGAAAUUUUAUUUGCUUCGAUCAUCAUAAUUAGCAUAUAUAUGUCAAGAAUCUACGAAGACAAGAUCUUUGAAAGACCUCUCUAGUUUAAAAAGAAAAUAAUGAGGCUGACUAAUAUACUAUAAUAAAAUGAGCAACAGAAAAAGAUAUCUUUAGAGCUUUGA